This is a messenger RNA of Sesamum indicum (sesame), 1723 nucleotides long. NCBI's taxonomy places the organism in Eukaryota, Viridiplantae, Streptophyta, Magnoliopsida, Lamiales, Pedaliaceae. The record is from RefSeq and is a predicted model, not a curated record.
CCGUCCGAUCAAUCCUCCACCCAAAGACGGAGAGAGAGAGAGAGAGAGAGCAGUAAAACUCAUCAAUCAUCACUUCCAAAUCUUCAAAAUUAAAGAACGAACCAGAACACGAACAACUCCUCCGCUUCAAACCAUGUCGUCAAACGACAAUCCCUCUCCUUCUCCCACGCCCACGCCGGCCGUCGACACUACGCCCUUACUGGGCGACCAGAUCUUUCGCACUCGCCCCCGCUUCCUCCGCCGCCCGCCUAGCCUUCGUGGUGCGGCUCGCUUCCUCCGCCGGGCCAGCAGCCGGGGCCGGGCGAUGCGUGAGCCUUCCGUGCGUGUUCGGGAAGCUGCUGCCGAACAAAUCGAAGAACGCCAAAGCGAUUGGGCUUACUCCAAGCCAAUAGUAAUCUUGGACCUCGUUUGGAACCUCGCGUUCGUUAUCGUCUCCAUUUCUGUGCUGAUCAUGAGCCGCCAUGAGGAUCCUUCGAUGCCGCUGAGGCUUUGGAUUGUUGGCUAUGAUCUGCAGUGCAUUCUCCAUAUGGUGUGUGUUUGCGCCGAGUAUAAGAAAAGGUAUUCGCAGCGGAAUUCAGAGGGGAGUGAAAGGGGGCAGCUUAGGUAUAACCGGAAUUACUCCAAUUCGAGCUCCGGAAGUGAUGACAUGGAGUCUGGGGAUUAUGUUUCCGAGCGCCGGCAGAGUGAUGAUGAAGCUAGUGUUGCUAGACAUCUGGAGUCUGCAAAUACUAUGUUCUCAUUCAUUUGGUGGAUAAUUGGGUUCUAUUGGGUAUCUGCUGGCGGCCAGAGUUUGACUAGUGAAUCACCGCAGCUUUAUUGGCUUUGCAUCACAUUUUUGGCAUUUGAUGUGUUCUUCGUUGUCAUUUGCGUUGCUGUGGCAUGUGUCAUUGGAAUUGCUGUUUGCUGCUGUCUGCCAUGUAUUAUUGCAAUUUUAUAUGCGGUUGCAGAUCAGGAAGGAGCUACUAAGGAAGACAUUGACAGACUUCCUAGAUACAAGUUCCGGAAAAUUGGUGACUUUGAAAAACAAAACGGUGAAAUUCAAGAAUCAUUUGGAGGGAUAAUGACUGAAUGCGACACUGAUUCACCCACAGAGCAUGUUCUUCCUCUAGAGGAUGCUGAAUGUUGUAUUUGCCUUUGUGCCUAUGAUGACGGAACUGAACUGCGGGAACUCCCCUGUCUCCACCAUUUUCACUCAGCCUGUAUAGACAAGUGGCUGCACAUAAAUGCCACCUGCCCUCUAUGCAAGUUCAAUAUACUGAAAAAUGGCAACCAAAGUGGCAGUGAAGAAGCAUAAAUAGAAAGCAAUUGGCAAACAGCAAGAGAUACUCGUGUAUUUUGGAUGUUAGGUGGUGCUGUUAUACCAAAUAUCCGGGUCGUAUCUUUGAGUUGCAAUGUGACGGCUUGUUUGUGUACCUGUUACAGCCCUUUUGAUUGUAUAUGGUUUUCGUUAGUUAUGGGAACUUCUUGUUUCUGUGCCACAAUAGAAAUGGGAGUUGAGACUCGGAAAUCACUGAUGAAACAUUUGAAUUCGUUGAAAAUUACGGUGUAUGUAAUAGUAUUUUGUGAUGUUAAGGAGAAGCCCAAGUUACUGCUGCAGAUAAACUGAAUUCUUAUAACAGUGGAAGCAGAAGAACCACAAUGUAUUAAUGCAGAUGUUGGCAUGGCUAUAGAAAUAGGUCACUGUACAUCUUAGUUAUAGUGACGGCCCAUUUUAACUGCGUAA